ACGCUACCCCCGCCCGCGCGGCCCAACCUUUCCCGCUCACCCUCACCCCUCCCUCCACGGCUCCACCUCCCGCUUUAUAUAGCCAGCUCUCUCCGCUUCCCGGAUCACCGCUCUCCCAUCCACGCAUCGCCACCACGCCAUAUCGGCAUACCUGCAGCACAUCGCCUCGCCUUCCCCCAAGACGCAGACGCGCCAAGACCGGACGAACGCCUCCGUCCCGGCCAGCAUGGGCUUCCCGGUGGGCUACUCGGAGCUGGUUCUCCCGAAGCAGAUGCUCCACCUCCUCCUCCUGCUCGGCUACUUCCGCCGCUUCCUCCUCUGGGCGUUCCACGCCGUCGGCCUCGGCGACCUGCUGGAUCUCGGGGACGACCACCAGGCGCUGCUGCAGGACCACCACGCGCUGGGGGACCCGCCGCAGGGGGCGCCGCAGCUGCUGCAGCUCAGCCGACCAGAGUUCCGGCUGGUGCCGGCGAUGGUCAUCGAGGAGGUGCUCCCAGUGGUGCGGUUCGACGAGCUGGUGGCCGCAUCCCCCGCGGCGUGCGUCAGUGGGGACUGCGCGGUGUGCCUCAGCGGCAUCGGCGGCGGCGACGAGGUGCGGAGGCUCAGCAACUGCCGCCACGUCUUCCACCGGGGCUGCCUAGACCGCUGGAUGGAGCACGACCAGCGCACCUGCCCGCUCUGCCGCGCGCCGCUCAUCCCUGACGAGAUGGCCAGCGGGCUCUGGGCCGCCGCCGCCGGCGUGCCCGACGCCUCCGACUUCGACUUCUCCUACUUCGGCGCGCCCCUCACGCCGGUGCCCUUGCCGACGUUGCUGCGGCCGCACGAGCUGCUGCUCAGCGGCUUGGGCGGCUACCAGUGAACUGAACACCCGCCGAUUCGCGCAAUUGGCCAUGACCCAGCGACACUGCAGCAGGCACUGGCCUCGCGGAAUGCGCGGUUUCAAACGACUGAAUUGGUCGUCGCUCGCUUCCGGGGAAGGAAGGGGACACCGGCGGCAAAGAACAGGAGGCUUUGCCUCGAAUUGUGCAUAGGCAAAUUGAGUAAAGCGACCCCCCAAAAAAAGGCUAGGAGAUUAGAUGCUUCUUGUGCAUAGGUAGAUUCCGUCUUCCAAGUUUGUGGAGUUGUGAAUCUUUCUGCGGAUUAAAUUUGUUGAGUUAGGCGCGUUCUAAUGCAGAAUUUGGGCACUUUUCUCCCCUAUGUUGCUUCAGGUCAUCCAGGUCAUCCAUCUGCUUUAGCCUUUUCUUCUUCUUCUUCUCUCCACCGCCAACUGCCAAUUUAUCUCCCUGCGUGGAUCCCUUCCCUUUCAUUUCACUUUGAAGGAUGCUAACUGGGCCAAGCAUGCGAGGUUUUUCACCUGUAACAGGAAAAAAAGGGUGUUCCUGGCGCCUGAAAUCGGCGAUUUUCUC
Phragmites australis (common reed) is the source of this 1406-nucleotide messenger RNA. RefSeq names its product brassinosteroid-responsive RING protein 1-like. The record is from RefSeq and is a predicted model, not a curated record. NCBI's taxonomy places the organism in Eukaryota, Viridiplantae, Streptophyta, Magnoliopsida, Poales, Poaceae. The coding region runs from base 227 to 859 and encodes 210 amino acids. Gene Ontology annotation, molecular function: zinc ion binding; ubiquitin protein ligase activity. Gene Ontology annotation, biological process: protein ubiquitination. The transcript has a single exon.